This is a messenger RNA of Arabidopsis thaliana (thale cress), 1519 nucleotides long. RefSeq names its product craniofacial development protein. Lineage: Eukaryota; Viridiplantae; Streptophyta; Magnoliopsida; Brassicales; Brassicaceae. The record is from RefSeq and is marked reviewed. The transcript is spliced from 3 exons. The coding region runs from base 407 to 1351 and encodes 314 amino acids.
AAAAAAAAAAAUCAUUAGAGUCGAAGAUGAGACUGUCACCUUCACUAAAGUUGGAACGAUACAGAGAAUAUUAGCAUGACCCCUGUGCAACGUUGACACCCUUUACUCGAUAAUUGGUCUAAUUUUUUUUUUGAAAAUUUUCUAGAUCGACGAUGUGCAAUUUGUGCAUUGUUUGCAACUCCGACGAUUGGAAACCUAAAUUUCCGGUACAAAUUUAAUUAAACCGGAUGGUUUGGUUUAUUAUAUGUUCUAUAUUAUUCUGGUUUGGAGAAUCAUUUCUUCUCUUCUAAAACCCUUUGCGUCUCUUCUCUAGAGAAUCUCUCGGUUGCUCCAAUGGCUGGCUUAUUGGUUACUAUUAAUCACUGAAUCUCACAAAUUGAUUUCGCAAGCUGACUCCUUUGAAGCCAUGGCGAUUCUGCUCAGAUCAAUUCUCAAAAAUCAAACUUUGUUUAAGACUCUCUUGAAACCUCAAUGCGCGCCUUUGAUUGUCUCCAGAAACUUUACAUCGGAAGAAGCUUAUAAGAAGCCACUCUCUGUUUUCUUCGAAGAGGCUGUUGGAUUGAGACCCAAAUCAGAAACGAGCGAAAUCGAAGAAGAAGAAGAAGAAGGCAACGAGUUGAAGAGAAAGCUUUUGGAAUUGGAAAGGAAACUCAUAGAACUGAAGAAAUCGGAACCUGUGAGAAAGAAAAAACAGAAGGGAGAGGUUGUGAUAUCAGAGCAAAACGAGAAAAGGCAUAAUCUUUACAAGUUGUUUAAGGGAGAUGAAGAGAAAGAGGUAAAGAAACAUAGUAAGGAAAAGGAGGACGUAAUUAGGGUUUAUAAGGAGCUUCCUAUAGAGAUGGUGUCGUUUGUGAGGCUUCUGCAUAAAGAAGGGUAUUUGAACAAGGCUAAUUUCAUUACUGGAGAAAAGUUGGAUAUGGGGAAUCUUGAUGAAGAGUAUGCUAGAACUUUUGUUAAGUUUGCUGCCGAAAGAUUUGGAAAGGAUUACCAGGAGAUAGCAAAGUGGUUAUCAGGUAGUGACCUGAAGAAGAUUGUGCUCUUUGGUUGCCCGAGUUUGGAAAAAAGGGCGGUAUUCGCUGCUAAAACAUUGCGCAACUUUUUCGAUAUCCAUGAGAAUAAUGUGUGCGAGAAAUGCGUGUUAAAAGAGAAGUGCAAGUUUCCAAACCAGAGUGUAUGGGAUGGCAAAACAAAGCACUUGCACUUGUCUGUUGUGAUGAAAGUCAUCACACUAUAUCCAUUAGACUUGACUCAUCCGAAGCUACAAGUUCCUCAAGAGGUACAAGACUCAGUUUCAAGAUUGCUGACGGAGAUUCAGAACCUAAGCCGAACUAUCUGUACUCCUCUCGCAUGAGUUAACAUUAUCAAAUAUUUGUUUGUAGUAAACAUCAAUCUAGUGAUCUUGCAAAUGGAAGUUGAACCAAAAAAGACUCUUAUGAAGAAAAAUCCUUCACUUCUACUUUCACUUGCAACAGCUAAGGGUACAGAUCCCAUAAGUAGUUAGUUAUGUUUUCAGCUUUUA